AUGGCCAAGCGUCCCAGAGUCCCCACUGCUCUUCAUGCUGAGUUGACGGAAUACUCGUCUCUGCUGCGCGCUCUGCGGACAAGCGACACACUUGACUUGGUCUCCCAACUCACCCAGCCCCCGCCGCUUCCGGUAUCUCAGGCAAGUUUUGCUGACGAUGUAUCUCUCACCGACGAAGACGACGGCGACGACGAAGAUGAAGAAGCGCCGAACGAACUUCCUCGCACUGAAACUGCUUCUCAGGAUGCCUUUUCGGCAGUCGCUUCCUCACCUACGUCUCAUGGCGAUCAUUCAAGACACGAAACUACGUUUGACAAGCUCAAGGGCAAAGAGAGGGACACCCGGACUCGGUGGCCCCUCCUAGCUGGAGACGUCCAUGUACCAGAAUGGGGACUGUUGGACGAAGUGAAGCAUAUCGCUGAGCAUGUUCUCGCUAUCACGAAUCCAAAUGAGCAGGCGGCAGAAGAGAGAGACGAAGAGGAAAUCACUGUAGCCAAUGCAAUUGCAUCAUCUGGUACCUCAGCCAUCCCCGUCACUGAACACGAGGAUGACUCUGCGCUGCUGGAACUCGGGAUUGACGCACUGACUGCUGACUGUGCUGCUUUCUUGACUCGUGUUCUGGCCUUGCUCGCUGCUCACGUCCCUGCUGCCGAGAAGAGUAUGCAAAACCGGAUUGCGCCGAUUAAAUGGGAGACUGUAGUCGACGUGGCUUGCGCGCAUGGAGUUGCCAGUCCAAGGAUUGCGGAGCUGGUUCGCGAGCGUAUGUCGCGACUCUAUCCCCCUGCUCACCCGAACAUCACUCAUCGAACACAACACCUGCGCGCGAUGAAGCAGGGUCUAUCUCAUGUGCUUGCAAAGCAUCAGAACGACCUGCUAGCUGUGCCCAGCCGUGUCCCAGUGAGAGUAGAGGAACCCGCUAAUCACAAAGGCAGCCGAAGGGUAAUGAGACAGAGAAGUGCUUCCACCGAAGCUGAAGCUGAAGCUGGACCAGCACCUAAAGGUCAACGCACGGUGGAUGGUUGA
Molecule: messenger RNA, 1023 nt
Organism: Dichomitus squalens LYAD-421 SS1
Lineage: Eukaryota; Fungi; Basidiomycota; Agaricomycetes; Polyporales; Polyporaceae
Exons: 4
Coding region: 1-1023 (340 amino acids)
Source: RefSeq, a predicted model, not a curated record